Pterocles gutturalis (yellow-throated sandgrouse) is the source of this 612-nucleotide messenger RNA. RefSeq lists its product as uncharacterized. The transcript is spliced from 6 exons. The record is from RefSeq and is a predicted model, not a curated record. The annotation marks the transcript as partial. Lineage: Eukaryota; Metazoa; Chordata; Aves; Pterocliformes; Pteroclidae.
GUCCUCGUCCUCGGGGUGCUGCCCCCCGCCACCGCCUUCCCCUGUGGAGCCCCGCACCCCAACAACGCCACAGGAUCCAAGCUCCUGGGGCCGUGGCUGUACGUGGCCGGGGCCGCCCAGUUCCCCCAGCACCUCCUGGAGCUGCUGCUCAUCGACCACGGGCACCUGGACGUGCGGCCCCGCGCCGGGGAGCAGGAGCUGAGCGUCACCCAGCGCGUGGCCGUGGGGGACCAGUGUCUCACCAACAACUCCACCUACUUCAGGGUCUCUGCUGGUAACGCCACGCUGGUGAAGCACGCCAAGACCCAUCAAACCCUGGGGAUGCUGAUGAACCUCAGCUCUGAGGACGUUUUACUCAUCCAGUACCAACUACAGAGGGACAGGACGUACGUGGGACUGUAUCUUUAUGCCCGAAACCUGAACGUGAGCACGGACCAGCAGGAAGAGUUCCAGCAGCUCGCCAGUUCCACUUAUCCAUCCUUCUUGUUUUGGAAGGAGCUGUGUCAAAUGAAAGACAUGGAAGAAGGAAACAGCCCCUGUGCGGAGCCCGCGGCUGCGGUCACAGCGUCACCUCCUCCGGGUACCCACCGGCCUCGCAGUGCGGGUAACUGA